This is a messenger RNA of Symbiodinium sp. CCMP2456, 4212 nucleotides long. The record is from the annotation of a GenBank genome assembly. Lineage: Eukaryota; Dinophyceae; Suessiales; Symbiodiniaceae.
AUGUUUGGGUGUAUACUUCGUCUCCUGGCGUUGCUGGCAAUUCGUUCUACUGCAGUUUGCCUGCAUGAUGCGAUACCAGCGGAGGAUCGCGCUCUGAUCAAGAAUGCGGAUGGGGUUGAAACCGAAAUCGUGCUUAUUCCCUACAGCUGGGAUUCCUCCUAUUUUGUCACGAAAAUCGCUGAGAUUCUGAUAUCAGAAGCUCUGGGAUACAGUACCAGAUUCUACAGCUGGUGGCCAACUGAGGUGCUGGAUUCGGCUUUGCUAUUGUCUCUUUGCUCCACUGCUGAAUGCAAUGAGACCAGGCCAGGAACUGUGGGACACAUUGCCCUUGAGUCCUGGAUUGGGGCAUACGGAGUUCACUUUGAAACUUUUCGGGAUCGCCACCCGAGCAUGGCCCCCGAAGACCUUGGAACUAUGGGCUAUUCUGGUGAAGAAGCGCUGUAUGCCUCGCGCACGAUCUUGCAAGAAGCCUGGGAUGAGUCGGGCUAUGCUUUGGAGUAUUUCCGGACAUACAACACGUCGCAUUACGAUGCACAGAAGUAUUUUGACAGAUACACCGACUUGCCAGCUGACGAGAUAGUGCUGUGCAACGACACAGGCAGUAUGUUCACAGAUACAGCCUACAUGAAUCCAUAUGCACAGUGGACUGGCGACAUGGAAGGCUUGAUCGAGGUACCAGGAGGCUAUCAUGCGUACUGUCAGGGGGAUGGCAGGUUUUGGUUUUCACCAGCUUGCCGCCAGAAUACGACCGCAUGCAUUCCUAUUCUCUCUCCCUACUGGGGUUGGAUGGUGGAUGCCUACAUGGCAUGGGCAACCGCAUACGGCAUACCCGCAGCCAUUGGCAUAUCCUGGGACCACGACAUACACCUGAAUCACUACAUGAACUUCCGUAUCCUGACAUAUGCGUUUCGGCCAAAUGGAGGAUUGGCAAAUAACCAGCCGGAUCCUAUCAGAUUUCCGCCCCACAGUGAGAGUGAGUGGGCACAGGGGAACAAGCGAACGGAUUCGGUCGGCUCCUACAUCGGCAAACUGGUGAGUCGAAGUUUAAGGUCACAAGCUUUCAAGGUGCAUGAGAUGAUGAGACACAUGCGGCUGGAUAUGCAGGAGCUGCAACACACCCUUGAAGAAGCCCAGCGCACCCGGGCUGAGAAUGCGUACGGGUACCAGAACUACGGGUAUGGAGCAACAGAUGUCUUGCUCAAUUCUUAUGCAUGCCAGUGGGCACAGGCGAACCGGCACAGAUGGAAUCAGUGGAUUCCUAAGGAAACCACAUGCUUUCCAGGUUUCGGACUUGUGGAUGCCAGUGGCAUGUAUGUUAGCUCGCGAGAUUCGGCAGCGAGCUGCAGUGUCUGUACUCCGGGAACCUUUUCUGAACAGCUGGUAGAUGAAUCUGGGCAAACUUACCGGUGUGAGUCGUGUCCUUUGGGCAGGCACCAACAGUUAUCCUCUGAAACCAUCUGCUUGCAAUGCGAGCAAGGCAGGGUUGCUUCCCUGCCAGGACAGUCCGCCUGCGAGGCCUGUCCGCUGGGAAAGUACGCCAACAGCUCUGGCAUGACGGAAUGCUUUUCGUGUGGGACGGGACCGGCAUGGACUACGAGUCGGCUCAGUGAGGAUUACGGACCUGCGAGGUGGGUCGAGGUGGAGAGCGCUGUCUCUCGGGACUACUGCCACUGCUUGUCAGGCUGGUUUCUCGACUCUGAAACAUGUCAAGAAUGCAUGCAAGGUGCGGAGUGCCCAGGUUCCAAUGCAAUAAUGCUUCUGCCCGGGUACUUCUCCAGCAGCAGGGCCCGUGGCUCCGUGUUCAAAUGUUUCAGCGAUCCUUCCCAAUGCCCUGGCGGUCUACCGGGAGCAUGCAGUUCGGGGCGAGACAACAGCAGCGUCGCGUGCAGCGCCUGCCUACCUGGACUGCGACAGAACGGGCCAGGGUGUGGACCGUGUGGUCGCGAAGACUACUUCAUUUUGAUUUUCUUUUUGCUGCUGAUUGGCACUGGCACUGGACUUCUACAUCGUUUCUACCUGAGAGCAGCUUACUAUCGCAAUUUGAGGCAUGGUGACCACUUGUUGAAUGCUAGUAUGUUCGGCACUCAGCUAGUUGUUUGCUUGCAACUGGUUGCCAUUGUGCAAAAGAUCGCCAUCGACUGGGAAGAGCCAUUCGCCUCCGUUCUGGAUGCAUUGAACUUCGUAUCUCUAGCGGAGCUGAUGGAAUCACUGCAUGCAAUUUCCUGUGUCGCGCGCAUUGGCCCGACAGCGAACUUCCUGCUUCAGACAUUGGGGGCUCCAUGUUCCUUUAUGGUCGUGCCUUGCUUGAUGCAUCUUUUUCGAGCUGCUGUCCGGUCCAAAGCAGCUUCGAGCCAGAAAGGGUGCGUGGACAGGUAUGUUCUUUGCGAAACCCUUGGUUCCAUCUUUGUGCUUUUCUUCAUCGCCCAGUGCAAUGCUAUUGCGGAGCCGUUCCAAUGCCAGAGCCAUCCCAACGGAAUGUGGUCAAUGCGCGCAAGCAUAGGUGUGUUUUGCAACUUUUACGACACCCACCUCGAGCUGUGCAUAGCUGGUGUCGUCUUGAGCACUGUGCCACUAUGCUUUCUGUCAGCCUGUGCUUGGGCCGUUCUCGUCGAAUUCCCCAGACGCUUGAGAAUGGUGGACAUGACCUUUAUUCGAGCAUGCUCAUUUUUGAUCUUGAGAUUUCGGCCUGGAUGUGAGGCCUUCUCUAUCUUUCUCUUGAUUCGGAAUGUGCUCCUGGCUUUAGCUCCGGUUUUGCCCUCCGCCAACGCAAGCCUUCUCCUGAUCAGCGCACUGCUUGGCCUCAACUUCUACCUAGUCUCCUCGUUCAAGCCCUGGAGAUCAGACUAUGCCUGUCAUGCAGACCUAGUGGCCAACACGGCUUUUCUUGCCAUCAUCUUCCAGGCUGCAUUCUUCGUGACGGAGGUGAACAGAGCGGCUGUGCUGCUGUUGUGCACCGUUGCUCUCAUUCUAGUAAUUCUUGGUCUGACAGCAUGGACUCUGGUCGCCGCAGGCUCGCAGCUCGCCACCAGGAAGAUGAAGCGCAAGUUCGACUUUUUCAUUUCGCACCAGAAGAAUGCCUGCGGGAGCCUGGCGCGGCUGCUAAAAAUCGAGCUCCAACUCCGUGGCCAGAAAGUUUUCUUGGAUGCAGACGAUCUGACUGACCUCUCACGCCUGUUCGCCAUCGUGGCGAGCAAUGUGUCGCAGCUCCUCUUUCUCUGCAGCCCGCAGGUUUUGACAUCCAGGUGGUGCGUUGCAGAGCUCGUUACGGCUCGCAUGCAGGGACUGGAGACGACCCUUUUGAUGCUGCCGAAGUUCUUUCUGCCUUCGGAUGAGUUCAUUCGUGCCUACGAGAAUACAGUCAUCGAUAUCCAGGACUUGGCGAGCUAUGGAUUUGCGGUGGAAGACAUUACAGAGACCUUGCGAUGGUUGGGCUCAUUGAGAGCGAUGACUGUGAGCCAGGAUCUGUUCGAGGGAAGCAUCAGCUACAUUGCAGAUCAACUUGCGAACGCACAGAUGCCAAGCCGAAGCGCAGCUGAGGAAGUUGGUUCUGGCUGUUUGAUCCUGGCAGAUCACGGCGACAUAGAGGCCGUUGCAACUGCCCAUGUGUUGUUACACAUGAUCUCCCCACAUGUAUUGCAUGUCUGCAACGUUCUGCCAAGAGUUCUGGCUUCCGGCGAAAGGCUGCGACAAGGGAUGGCAGUCUUGGCGCAAGGUCAGUUCUUGAUCUUGCUGUGCACCAAGAACAGCCUCACAGCUUCGUGCAUCAUAGAGUGGUUGCUGCAGGCUCACAGUGCAUCUUCCUCUUGCCACAUCCUGCCCAUCCUUGCAGAAGAAGGAUACCAGAUACCUCAGUCGUCAGAAGCCUUCGACGACCUUUGCGCACACCCAAAUGUGCAAAACCACAAUGCAGCCGCUUACAACAGCAUCCUCAAAGCCAUCUUCAUGCACAUAGCAGUGCAUUUCAUGCCGAAGUUUUCAGGGGAGGCUGCUCUGGCACUGAAGGCAAAGGAGAUCGCGUCGCGAAUGCGACAUAACGACAUGCCUAGCCUGGGCGCUUUGAAAGAUAUGUCGGCAUUUCCGAACUUGCAGCUCGAUGAUAUACACCUGGCAUCUUCGGGCAAACCCUGCGAUGUCCAGCUGGAAGGAGCCACAACUUGCAUCGAAGAAUACGAGAAAUCGUGUCAAGAAGAGAUGACUGCAACGGCCUUUUGA